AUGACACAUUGUUUUAAUUGUAACUCUACAGAAUUAGAAACAGAUCAAGCAAAGGGAAUAAUAUAUUGUGAAGUGUGUGGAAUGUUACAAGAAGAGAAUUUAAUAGUGAACACAUUACAAUAUAACACAGAGGGGAGUAAGCCAAUUAAGACUGGUCAAAUUAUUAACGUAGAAAACGUUAAUGUUGGUACUCAGUUUGUUGAUAGUUCUUAUUAUAUAAAAAACACAAUUAGAAAUAUUUGUAACAAACUAUCUUUAGAUAACUCACAUAUUGAAAUAGCAUUUAGAUGGUACAAAAUGUCAUUAUUACAUAAUCUUACUAAAGGAAAGUCUAUUUUAUAUACUUUAUCAGCAUGUGUUUACAUUUCUUGUAGACAAGCUAAUACUCCUCACUUAUUAAUGGACUUUUCUGAUGUUUUGAGAAUUGAUGUAUUCAAAAUUGGUAAAAUUUUUAUGAAAAUGAGAAAAUUAUAUAAAAUUGAAAUAAAGUUAACUGAUCCAUCAAUGUACAUGCAUAGAUUUAUAACACAGCUUAAAUUAAAACAUCCUGAAAUAUUCUCUAUUGCUGUGAGGUUAUUAAAUAGAAUUAAAAAAGAUUGGAUAAUGGAGGGAAGGAGACCUAAUAAUGCCUGUGGUGCUGCUAUUUUACUAGCAUCUAGAAUCUGUGGUGAACCAAGAGAUAUUAAGGAUGUGGCUAAAACAGUACAUUCCUCGGUUGCUACAAUUAAUAAAAGAUUAAAAGAAAUUUCAGAAACACAAACUGCCCAUCUUAAUAUAAAGGAGUUUAAAGAAUCUUGGAUUGAUGUAGAAGAAAAUCCACCUGUCAAUAAAAUCAGUAAAUUUGUUAAAGAAGAAUCAGAAGAAAUCAAUGAAUUUGAUAGUGAUGAAUACAUUCUUAAUGAAAAUGAAAUCCAAGAUAAAACUAAUGUUUGGGAUUUAAUGUAUAAUGAGUAUGUUAAAGAAAUGCAAUUAAAGAAAAAGAAUGCACCUGCUCCUAGAACUAUCAAAAAAAGAAAAAAAAGUGAUUUUGAAACUGUUGAAGAUGCUUUAAAAUCACUUGAUAAGAAAGUCACAUCUAAAAUUAAUUUAAAUGCUCUUAAUAACUUAUUUGAUUAA
Hepatospora eriocheir is the source of this 1116-nucleotide messenger RNA. NCBI's taxonomy places the organism in Eukaryota, Fungi, Microsporidia, Hepatosporidae. The record is from the annotation of a GenBank genome assembly.